Phasianus colchicus (ring-necked pheasant) is the source of this 2973-nucleotide messenger RNA. It is a transcript of the gene ZUP1, whose product is annotated as zinc finger containing ubiquitin peptidase 1. The record is from RefSeq and is a predicted model, not a curated record. NCBI's taxonomy places the organism in Eukaryota, Metazoa, Chordata, Aves, Galliformes, Phasianidae.
UUCCGAGCGGACCGUGGGGCCGCCAUGUCGGUGUGCGGUAUCUGCGGACAGGUGCUGCCCUCGGAAGCGGCGGCGCGGCGUCACGCGAAUCGCGCCCACCCGGACCGACGGCCUCGCUGCCCGUUCUGCAGCGCCGCCGCCUCGGGCUACGAGGAGCUGCGCCGGCACGUGGAGGCCGCGCACCCGGAGCCCCAGCCGCUGCCCGGCAGCCCCGAGCUCGAGUGCCCUUUCUGCGGGGAGGCGGCGGGGCGCCAGCUGGAAGCGCACGUCAGGGCGCGGCACGGGCGGUUGCUCGGCGCAGACACAGAGAAUGUUGAACAGCUAUAUGAAUGUCCAAUAUGUGGUCUUACCUGUACAAACAUUCAGAUUCUCGAGGAACAUGUGGAUUUACACUUAGAGGAACACAGCUGUCCAGAAGGUGGAGGCAGUGGAGAUUUAGAACUGGCUCAGCGGCUUCAAACAGAAGAAGAUAAACAGCAGAGACUUGAAGAAGAGAAGAGAGAGAAGGAAGAAUUUAAAAAGCUACAGAGACAGUAUGGCUUGGAUGGUUCUGGAGGCUACAAGAAGCAAUUCCUGAAUAAUAUGGAAAGAGAAGUUAAUAGAGGAAGGAUGCAGCCCUUUGAGUAUCACAAGAGAAAAGCUGACAUGAUGGAAUGUUUGGCUUUUGGCAUAGAUGAUGGGAAAACAAAAACCUCAGGAAUCACUGAGGUACUGUGCAAGUACUACCAGAAUGAAAACAAAGAUGUGAGGCGUGUAUGGCUUUCAGCAGGAGUAGAUCACUUCCAGUCAUCUUUGGGUGACAAAGGCUGGGGUUGUGGUUACAGGAAUUUCCAAAUGCUCCUUUCCUCACUCUUGAAAAACAGCUUGUAUAAUGACUGCUUGAGAGAUACUGCACUGAUUCCUAGCAUACCAAAGAUUCAGUCCAUGAUCGAAGAUGCUUGGAAAGAAGGCUUUGAUCCUCAUGGAGCAUCUCACUUCAACAAUCGAUUAUGUGGUUCCAAGGCAUGGAUAGGAGCAUGUGAAAUUUAUUCGCUGUUAACCAGUCUCAGGAUAAAGUGCCAAAUUAUUGACUUUCACAAACCAACUGGUCCCACAGGUACACACCCUCGUUUAUUUGAGUGGAUUUUACAUUACUAUUCUACAGAUAAUGAAGGUACUGCAAAGGUAGUGUGCACUUCCAGGCCACCUAUCUACUUGCAACAUCAAGGUCACAGCCGUACUGUUGUAGGCAUAGAAGAAAAGAAGAAUAAAGCCUUAUGUUUGCUGCUGUUUGAUCCUGGAUGUCCUUCUCAAGAAAUGCAGAAACUGCUAAAACUAAACAGUGAUGGCACUAGUCUCAAACUACUUCGAAAGUUUAUGGGUAGCUUAAAAGAAAAACAAUACCAGAUUGUUGCUGUAGAUGGCAUCCUCACAUUGGAAGAGAAAACUGCUCGCUGUCUGGCUUCUCGGGUUUUAACAUCAGAGAAGAUUCCUUAAAGGACAUCUUAUCUACCUCUUUCUGAAAUCUGCUGAAUACAAGACAUUGAACUGGUCAUAUUAGCUUAACAAUUUUUACACUUAAGUUAUGUCUAGGAGCUUGGAGAAGCACAACAUCAGACUUAAGCCUGUAAUUUUAAUCUUCAGUCAAAACACUUCCCUCCAGGCAAAGUGCAACUCUUCAGCGUUAGCUUCUUAGGCUAGCAGAAAAUUGGGUAUUUUCUUAGUUGCUUAAAUUACAAAGUAACAUCCACUGCCGUGUAGCAAGCUAUGCACUAUAGUUAAUUAUCAAUAAGCAGUGGGUAAAAAUACUGUGAAACUACUUUUUUUUUUUUUUUUUGGAGUGCCUGGUCAACUUUAUCUCUGUAAGUACAUUUAUACUUGCUAUAUGGCUAAUGUUCCAUCUCUUGUAAAAUUUGAUUAACAAGUCUCUUUUGUAUCUCAGCAGCUUCUCCAGCAACUGUUUGUUAAGUACAGAAACAGUUCAGUGUUUUCACGUGGCAUGAUCUAUUCCAGCGGGGAUUCAUUUACUACUGCAUUUCUUUUUAAUCAUUUGCCUUCUCUUGGUGCACCCCUUGCUAACAAAAGCGUGCUUGUGAGGUGGGUCAUUGUUAGCAUGGGGCAGGAGGAAGCAGUGGUGUACAAAGUGAAGAUUGUUUGCUCCAGGAGUGCAUAUGAGACAAACCAUUGGGAUGUGGAAAGAAAAUAUUUUGUAUUAUGAAUAAAUAUUUUUUUUAAUUAAGAUGUUGCUCUGAUAAUAGUUUUAAAAAAUCAUGCCUCCAGGGCAUCUUCUGUCCUAUCAGACUUCAUUUUGCACAGUACCUGCCUGCAACUUCUGCAACAUAUAAAACCAAAAGGAUACAAUGAGUCCUGCCUGCAUCAUCCUUUGAAAGCUCCUUGCAAGUCUCUAAUGUCAGGCAUGGACUUAAAAAAAAAAGUCUUUCUUUUCCUCCCUUAACAAGCAUUUAACUCUCAAUGUUCUUUACCAGUGUUGUGGUUUAUCAUCAUUGGGCAGGUAGUUGAGCACCUCACAGCUGCUCCUGUUCACUUGCCCCACAGGUGCCUGGGGAGGAACUGGAAAGGUAAAAGCAGGAAAACUCAUGGUUUGAGAUAAAACCAGUUUACUAGACAAAGCAAAAGCUGCAUCGAGCAAGACAAGGGACUCAUUCACUAUUUCUUAUCAACAACCAGAUAUGGGACAUCCCUUUGGUCUGUUUGUACCAACUAUCCUGCUUCUAUAUUCUCUCAACUCCUUGUGCACCUCCAGCUCCUCGCUGGCAGAAGAAGCUGGACAGUCCUUGAGUUAUUCUAAGCACUGCUCCGCAGCAAGUAAAACACCAGCAUGCUAUCAGUUGUUUUCAACCCAAGUCCAAAACACAGCAAUAUAUGAGCCCCUAUGGAAGAAAAGUAACUGUUCUAUCCAAAACCAAGACAGCUAGAUUGGAUUUCUCCUGCCCUCCCCCCCCCCCACACACCUUUUGUAGGAAUGAAGUAAAA